Molecule: messenger RNA, 12836 nt
Organism: Daktulosphaira vitifoliae (grape phylloxera)
Lineage: Eukaryota; Metazoa; Arthropoda; Insecta; Hemiptera; Phylloxeridae
Gene: Dhc98D
Product: dynein axonemal heavy chain 10
Exons: 54
Coding region: 37-12747 (4236 amino acids)
Biological process (GO): microtubule-based movement
Cellular component (GO): dynein complex
Molecular function (GO): dynein light intermediate chain binding; minus-end-directed microtubule motor activity; ATP hydrolysis activity
Source: RefSeq, a predicted model, not a curated record
UCUAAAAGCAAAGAAGUAAAAAAAAAUAUUGAAAUUAUGCAAGAAAAUAUUGAAAAUGGUACGGUACGUUAUACUCUGGGAGAGUUUAAUUCAGCGCUACAAAACUUAAUGACCGUAUUUAAAAAAACAAUUAAAGUCAACUACACGUGCAUGAUUCAGUGUUAUGAAAGGUUUCAUGAAUUAGCUAAUGCUUCCUUUUCUAACAUUGCGAGAAAUAUUCCUUAUCUUUAUGAUAAUUUAAAACGUUUGUGGAGUGUAUCGUGUUUUUUUGGUGAAGAUAAACAAAUGGAACGAAUUUUUCGGUCAAUAUCUGAAUGUCUUUCAGAUAGAGUUUCUAUAGAACUUCAUAUUCCAAAUGUUUUUAAUAUGAAUGUUGAAAAUACACUAGAAACGGUUAACGAUGUUAUAGCAAUGAUAGAUAAAUGGAAGGAUUACUACUAUAAAUUCCGAUCAGAAAUAGAGAAAACAGCAAUAUUUAGAAGAUGGGAAUUUAAAAAAGAUAUAUUAUUUGAUCAAAUCGAUCACGUUCGAUACGUAGUAAAUGACUUAAAAAUAAUUUUACAGAUUAUUGGACAAUUCACAGUUGUGUUUGGACCUGAAAUGAAAUCCAUAGUUACCCAAAUGCCUCUUGCAAGCUCUGUUCUAAUGGAAGGUCUCACUGGAGAAUUUUUUGAUAUCGACUUCAAUGUUUACCACCAGGAUGAAAAAGAAACAUGGAAGCAAAUUGUUAAUAAAUUUUUCCUUAGAGUUUCAGAAAUGGAGCAACAAGCAAAUACUUACAUUGAUCUAUGUUUUUCAAGAUUGCGCAGCGCUGCAAAAGGUUUCAUAGCUCUUAAAAUUUUUGAAAAUAUGAAUACUAGAGAAACAAUGCAUAAACGUUUGUCACAAAAGUAUCCAGUUAUCAUUGAAAAAUUUAAAAGUGAAAUGAAUGAAAUAAAAUAUAUUUUUGAUAGUGCUAAAAAUUUUACACACUUACCUAAAGAUCAACCUUCAAUAUCAGGAAAAUUAAUAUUUGUUCAAGAAUUACAUCUUAGAGCAAAAAAAACAGCAAUGCUACUUACUGACGUGAUUCAAUACGAUGAAAGAAUAUCACAACAGGAUUUUUCAAUUUAUAUUCGAGUAUCUAAAGAACUAUUUGAGUUUCAAACCAAUGAGUUUAAAAAAUGGAUGAAUUAUGCUUUAGAAAUUGAACAAAAUAAAACAAGAGACACAUUAUUAUUUUUUGAUGAAAAUACCAAAAUAUUUAAGUGUAAAUUUGAUAAAGAAUUGUAUGGUGUCAUAGAUGAAGCUGUACAAAUGAAUUUAAUGGGAUUUGAUUUACCAGAUAGUAUAAAAUACUUGAUUAUGCUAUUAAAACAGAUAAAAAUUAAUGUAACCAAUAUUGAAUGUUUGGUUGAAAAUGUUCGUGAAUUGAUAAAUAAAAUGAAUAUUUUUGAAUACACUGCAAUGAAACAACAUUUAAGUUCACUACAUUACAGUCUUCGUCCAGCUAUGAAUCGAUAUAGUUGUUUAACAAUGAAUUUAUCUGAAUUUACGAAUAGUGCAAUCCACCGAAUAGCAUAUAUGAGUACAGUUUUAAAAAGAAUUAAAUUGGCAGAACAGAAAAUUGUAAAAAAUAUAGAUUCCUUGAAAGAUUUAAUAUUUUUGCCAAUCGGAACUAAUGAAAAUAUUCAAGAAUUUCUGAAAAUUUACGAUCAAACUGAAGCAUUAAGCAAUAUGAAUAUUUCUCAUAUUAUGAAAUCAACAAGAACUAUUCCAAGAAUAAUUAGUUUGAUAGAAUAUAUUUGCUAUGGAGUUCAAACAGGCCGUAAUAAAAAUCUAUCUUUAUUAUACAAAAAAUACGAGACCGUUAUAUUUGAAACAAUUGUAACAAUGGUAAUAAAUAAUUUGAGAACUUUUAAAAACAUACUUCAAAGUAAUCGAGUAAUAUUCGUAAUACACGCUCGAAUGGAUAAUGAUGAAUUUUCGGUUCUACCUACUAUACCUAUUAUAGUCAAUACAAUUUUAAGGAAUAUACGAUAUUUUUUGGAGUGUCUACGAGUUGUUCCCAGAUGGCUAAAAGACACUACUAUACCAUGCCCGGAAUCGUAUCAUGUUCUCACUGGAAACAUUCAUUUUUUUUCAUAUUACGAUAAUUUAAUAGAACGACAGCAUGUAUGUCGAGCAUUACAAAAAUGCCAAGAUUCGGCAUAUAAUUUAGGUCAUUUAGUGAUGGAAGCUAUAAAAAAACUCAAAAAGUUAAAUUUUUUGUUUAAAAAUCAAGAAAAUGUAGUAAUUGAUUCGUUUUCUCAAACAAAUCCUAAGCUUCAAGACUACAAAAGACAGUUAAACUUUUUUCGAAGUCUUUCAGAAGGAUUAAAAAAACAAACGCCUUACAUGGAUAUUGGAUGCAUUCGUAUUAAUUAUUCUGAUUACAUAAAUAAAUUAAUAUCCCAAUGUUCUUUUUGGCAUUCUAUGUAUGGUAUGCGAAUGAUGUAUGAAUGUAAAGUUGCUAUGUUAGAAUUUUCAUCUAUUAUUACUGCUUACAGAGAAAAGCUGGAUUGUCAUGUUCGAAAUGUUGAAAGUUUCAAAAUUGUCUUACAAGCUGUCAAAGACCUUAAAAAAAUGAAUUUUUUUGCUGAUCAUACAUUUAAUAAAAUUGAUAACAGAUUAAAUUUAAUGAAAAGUCAUAAAUUAAAAAUACCUUUUGAAAUUAAUCAACAAUAUAAUAAACUAAUCAAAGAUUGGAGAGAUUUAUAUGCAGAUGCGCUGUGUAAAAAUUAUUCAAUGGAAGAAAUCAAAAAAGGUUUUACUGGGAUAGCAAAAGAUCAAACUAACGAAUUUAUUAACCGAGUAUCUAUGUUUUUAAAAGAUUAUUAUGAAAAUGGACCAGCAACAGUAGAUGCAAAUUUAGAUUCAGGAAUCCUUAAAUUAAAAGAAUUCGAUAGUAAAUUUAGUGAUAUGUUUGAAGAACGUUCUGAAGCAGUUAAAAGUGCUGUACUAUUUGGAUUGCCUUUAAUUAAUAUGGAACAACUUGAAACAGCUUAUCAACAUUUUAAAUGUAUGCAAUUAAUUUUUGAAUUAUACUGUCGUCAAAAGACAGCUAGAGAAGUAUGGGCAAAAACUUUAUGGUCAGAUUUAAAUCCACAAUUAUUAAAUGAUGGGAUGGAAGAUUUUAUAAAAGAAUAUAAACGAAUUCCAAAAAAUUUCCGUAAUACUUCUGUUGGUCUUGUAUUAAAAAAAAAAAUGGAUGUUUUUAAAAGUUCGAUACCUCUAUUUAUUGAACUUAAAAAUGAUGCUAUGCGUGAACGACAUUGGAAUGAUCUAAUGAAUAAAACAGGACGACAUUUUGAUAUGAGCCCAGAAGUGUUUACAUUAGAAAAAAUGUUUGCAAUGGAUUUAGGCCAUUAUGAAGAUAUUUGUAUGGAAAUUAUAGGCAACGCAGUUAAAGAAUUAAGUAUUGAACGCGGAGUUACAGAAAUAUCAAACAUUUGGGAAAAUAUGUUGAUUGACGUUACAAAACACAUCAAAGAUGAUAAAUAUCGAGGUUUGAUUUUGGGGGAUUUAUCAGACCUCAAUCAAACUUUAGAAGAUAAUAGAUUGACUCUUCAAAGUAUGGCUGGAUCACAAUUUAUUGGUCCAUUUUUAUCUAUUGUACAAAAAUGGGAUAAAAACUUAGCAGUAAUUAGUGAUGUUCUUGCUGAAUGGUAUCAAGUACAGUUGAAAUGGACUUACUUAGAAGGAAUUUUUCUUGGUGGCGAAAUAAGACUUCAGUUGCCCGAAGAAGCAAAAAAGUUUGAUGAUAUGGACCGUACAUUUCGUAUGAUCAUGACAGAAACACAGAGAAAUCCUAAAGUAAUGAUUCAAUGUUUAGCACCAGGACGUUUAGAAGAAUUUCAAGGACUAUUUGGUAGUCUAGAAAUGUGUCAAAAAUCAUUAAACGAAUAUUUAAAUUCAAAACGGAACACCUUCCCUAGAUUUUUUUUUAUAUCAGAUGAAGAAUUAUUAUCAAUAUUAGGAAAUUCUAACCCUGCAAGUAUACAAGAACAUAUAGUAAAAAUGUUUGAUAAUGUUAGUAGUUUACUACAAGUGAAAACACUAGAUAAUUCAAUAAUCAAUACUGCAAUGAUAUCUUGUGAAAAAGAAGUAAUGGAAUUUAUAUCUAAAGUAGAUGCUGAUGGUUUAGUUGAAAAUUGGAUGAAUAAUGUUUUAAUUGAGAUGUGGAGAUCAAAUAAGUUUUUGUCUAAAAAAGCAAUUUACUGUUAUGGAUCUGUAAGAAAACCACGCUGUGAUUGGAUAUUAGAUUUUCAAGGUAUGAUAUGUUUGGUUGCCAAUGGCGUUUGGUGGACAGCUGAAAUAGAAAAUGUUUUUAAGAAUAUUAAAGAUGGGAAAAAAAGCGCCAUGAAAGAUUAUUUAGAACAUCAAAAUCGCCAACUUGAUGAAUUGGUCAUACAAGUGAGGGGUGAUCUAACCAAAAACGAUCGUAAAAAAUUCAAUACAAUUUUAAUAGUUGAUGUACAUGCCAGAGAUAUCAUUGAAAAUUUUGUGCGUGAUGGUGUGAUGGAAAAUCAUGCGUUUGACUGGGAAAGUCAAUUGAGAUUUUAUUGGAAAAAAGAACUUGAUAAUCUUAUGGUACAUCAAUGUUCUGGAACUUUUUCUUAUGGUUAUGAAUACAUGGGUUUAAAUGGUCGCUUAGUCAUAACACCACUAACUGAUCGCAUUUACCUCACCAUUACCCAGGCAUUGUCCAUGCAGUUGGGUGGAGCACCUGCUGGGCCGGCUGGCACGGGUAAAACGGAAACCACCAAAGAUCUUGCUAAAGCUAUGGGCUUGUUAUGUAUGGUAACAAAUUGUGGCGAAGGAUUGGAUUAUCAGGCUUUUGGUAAAAUAUUAAAUGGACUGUGUCAGUGCGGAGCCUGGGGAUGUUUUGAUGAAUUCAAUAGAAUUGAUAUUUCUGUAUUAUCUGUAAUUUCAACCCAAUUAGGAACUAUCAGAAAUGCAUUACUUGAACAAAAUCUUUUAUUUAUGUUUGAAGGAGGAUAUAUAAAACUCGAUAUAAAAGUAGGAAUAUUUAUAACUAUGAAUCCAGGUUAUGCUGGUCGUACAGAACUACCAGAGACAGUUAAAGCAUUAUUUAGACCAGUCGUCUGUAUAGUACCAGACUUGGAACUCAUAUGUUUAAUAAUGUUAUUUUCUGAAGGAUUUUUACAAGCUAAAGUAUUAGCCAAAAAGAUGACAGUUUUGUAUAAAUUGGCUCGUGAACAACUCUCAAAACAGUCUCAUUAUGAUUUUGGACUAAGAGCUUUAAAAUCAGUUUUAGUUAUGGCUGGAGAAUUGAAACGUAAUGCAAUUAAUGUUGAUGAAGAUGUAGUUUUAAUGAGAGCACUAAGGGACAUGAACUUGCCAAAAUUUAUAUAUGACGAUGUACCACUUUUCUUAGGAUUGAUCUCUGAUCUAUUUCCUGGUUUAGAUUGCCCCAGGGUAAUGUAUCCCAAAUUCAGUAAAGCUGUUGACGAUGAACUUAAAAAGAAAUCAUAUAUGCGUUUACCUCAUCAAGUGGAUAAAAUUAUUCAAGUGUACGAAACAAUGAUGACCAGACAUUCUACAAUGAUAGUUGGCCCUACAGGCGGAGGAAAAUCUGUUUUAAUUAAUACAUUAGUAGGUGCACAGACAGCUCUAAAACUACCAACAUAUUUGUAUACUUUAAAUCCGAAGGCUUGUUCUGUAAUCGAGUUGUAUGGAGUAUUGGAUCCAAUUACAAGGGAUUGGACAGAUGGGUUGUUAUCUAAUAUAUUUAGAGAAAUAAAUAAACCUAUACCAGAUGACAAACCUGAAAGAAGAUACAUAAUGUUUGAUGGAGAUGUUGAUGCGUUAUGGAUAGAAAAUAUGAAUUCGGUGAUGGAUGAUAACAAACUAUUGACAUUAGCUAAUGGGGAGCGUAUACGAUUACUUCCACAUUGUGCAUUAUUAUUUGAAGUUGGUGAUUUAAAGUAUGCUUCUCCAGCUACUGUUUCUCGAGCAGGUAUGGUGUAUGUAGACCCAAAAAAUCUUGGUUACAUGCCUUACUGGAAUCGAUAUCUGCUAAAAAGAAAUUAUACUGAACGAGAAGCAUUGAAUUUUUUAUUUGAAAAAUAUGUACAUUUACUUUUAGAUCGAAUUAUAGAAGGAAAAAGUGGAUUUGAAGAACUCAUUCCAUUACAACUUGUUAUACCUCAAACGAAAUUAAACAUGGUAAUACAGAUGUGUUAUAUGUUAGAUGCUUUUGCUAAACAAAAUAAUGUUGAAGAUCUCACAGAAAGUCCAAAAAGUGUAAUAACUGAAAUAUCAUCAAAUUUACUAUCUGAAGUACGCAUAUCCGACGAACUAGAAGCAAUUUUUAUUUCAUCUUUGUACGCCUCUUUGGGUGCAACAUUAGAAGGAAAUGGUAGACUAAUAUUUGACGCUUUAGUCAAAAAAACUUCGGGCUUAAUAGCUAUAGAUGACUUACCUGAUAAAAGAGCUUCGUAUAAAUUCAUUCCAACACAUGAGGAAACGUGGUAUGAUUAUUAUUUAGAUACAAAACAAGAACUUUGGAUUCCAUGGAAUACUAUAGUAGCUCCUUAUGAACACAACGCUAAUGCUAGAUUUAGUGAGAUACUUGUACCUACAGUAGAUUCAACUCGUAUUACGUGGCUCUUAGGUUUAAUGAAUGAUGUAAAACGUCCAGUGAUUUUAGUUGGAGAAACGGGCACAUCUAAAACUGCAACAAUGCAAAACUUUCUUAGAACUUUAAAUCCAUCUCGAUAUAUACAAACCAAUUUGAAUUUCUCAUCCAGAACUACUUCUUUAGAUGUACAGAAAAAUAUUGAAGCCAACGUAGAUAAGCGUACAAAAGAUAUUUAUGGACCCCCAAUUGGGAAAAAAUUAAUUUGCUUUAUUGAUAAUAUGAAUAUGCCUCAAGUUGACACGUAUGGCACACAACAACCAAUAGCGUUAUUAAAACUUUUAUUAGAACGUGGAGGAAUGUACGAUCGCGGAAAAGAAUUAAAUUGGAGAACUUUAAUAGAUAUAUAUUUUUAUGCUGCUAUGGGGAAAGCUGGGGGUGGCCGCAAUGAAGUUGAUCCUAGAUUUAUGUCAAUGUUUUCGGUGUAUUGCAUGUCAUCGCCUUCAAGUGAGACAAUUGACCACAUUUACCGAUCAAUUCUUAUAGGACAUACACAAGAUUUUGCCGUAGAAAUAAAAGAAAGCGUUUCAAAUAUACUAAAAAUGACAUUUCAGCUAUACAAGACAAUUUUAGUUGAACUUCCACCAACUCCUAGCAAAUUUCAUUAUAUUUUUAACCUCCGAGAUCUCAGUCGAAUAACGUGUGGAUUGCUACUAACUAGCCCAAUAAUUUUCAAUAAUAUAUAUUAUUUCAUUAGAGUGUGGCGAAAUGAAUUUAGUCGCGUAAUUUGUGAUAGAUUAAAUAAUCUUACGGAUCAAGAUUUAAUGACAAAGCGCAUUAGAGAAGCUUUAGAACAAUUCUAUCCAGAUAAUAUUGAAGAAAUACUAAAAAACCCUUUACUAUUCGGUGACUAUAAAAAUUCUCUGGAUAGAGAGGAAGUUAGGUUAUAUGAAGAUUACAAAGAAUACCACGUCAUAUUAAAUAUUUUUCAAGAUAUUUUGGUUGAAUAUAACGAAAAAAAUACAAAAAUUGAUAUAGUAUUGUUUGAAAUGGCUUUAGAACAUUUAACUAGAAUUCAUAGAGUACUAAGAAUGGAUAGAGGCCACACUAUGCUUGUCGGUGUUGGUGGUAGUGGCAAAGCUCUCAUGACUAAAUUAGCAGCGUUUACUGCAGGAUGUGAAAUGUUUUCAAUAUUAUUAAAUAGAGGUUAUAAUGAAAUUACGUUUAGAGAUGACAUUAAAAAAUUAUUUUUGAUGUUGGGUGUCGACAAAAAGCAAUCAGUAUUUUUUUUUAAUCAAUCACAAAUCGUUGAAGAAGGUUUUUUAGAAAUUAUCAAUAAUAUUUUAACAAUUGGAAUAGUACCAGCUUUGUUUACUGAAGAGGAAAAAGAUGGUAUUAUAAACCAAGUCAGAAAAGAUGCUAAUGUAGCUGGUUAUGGGAAUGCUAAAGAUUCUUGUUGGAAGUAUUAUUUAAAAACAUGCGUCAAUAAUCUACAUGUAGUUCUUUCUAUGUCUCCUGGAGAUGAGCUUAGAAUAAGAUGCAGAAAUUUUCCUGGUUUGGUAAACAAUACAUGUAUUAAUUGGAUAUUUGCGUGGCCCGUUCAAGCUUUAUAUGCUGUUGCAGAGUCAUUUCUAGCUAAAGCACCGAAAAUAACCGAAGAAAAUAGAAUAAAUAUACUAAAUCAUGUGAUGUACAUUCAUCAAAGCAUGAGUAGAUAUACUUUGGAUUUCCAAUUAAAACUUAGACGAAAACUUUACCUAACUCCAAAACAUUAUUUAGAUUUCAUUACUUUGUAUUUACAAUUAAUCGAUGAACGAGAUAGCAAUAUCACACAACAAUGUGAGAGACUCCUAGUAGGUUUACGAAAAAUUGACGAAGCUGAGGUACAAUUAGUGAUUCUUAAUAAAGAAUUAGAAGAGCAACAAGUUUUAAUGGCUGAAAAAACUUCUGCUUGUGAAUCUUUAUUAAAGGAAAUAUCUAUUGCUUCUAAAAGAGGCAAUGAUAAAAAAGAAAUAGUUGAAACAAAAACCACAGAAAUAAAAAAGGCCAGCAAAAUUAUAAAUGCAGAAAAAGAAGAAGCUCAUAAAAUUUUGAAUUUGGCUUUACCUGCACUUAUGGACGCAAAAAAUGCUUUGAGUCAACUCGAUAAAGCUGACAUUACUGAAAUUAGAUCGUUUGCCACUCCCCCAGAACCAGUACAAACAGUAACUGAAUGUGUAGCAAUAUUAUUAGGAUACAAUGAUGUAAAUUGGAAAGUUGCUAAAGGAAUGAUGUCUGAUCCAAACUUUUUAGAUACAUUAAAAAAACUUGAUGUAGAUAGGCUUAAUCAGAAGCAACAAUCUCUAGUUCGAGCUAAAUUAAAGGCUUCAAAAAAAAUUUCACUGAUGAAAUCGAUCAGUAAAGCUGGUUUUGGAUUAUUAUUCUUUGUAGAGGCUGUAUUACAAUACUGUGUUGUAUAUAAAGAGGUUAAACCAAAAAAAGAUAAAGUGGAAAUGCUUGAAAAAGAAUUUCAAUUAGCAACUAAUCAACUAAACAAACUCAACAAAGAACUUAAUCAAAUCUUGAAUAUUUUAAAUGAUCUUAAUGAGAAAUACCAAAAAGCAAUGGAAGAACGUAAAAUUCUUUUAGAAGAAACAAGCUUAAUGGAAAGAAGAUUGAUUGCUGCUGACAAGUUGAUUACUGGAUUGAGUUCGGAAAAUAAAAGAUGGAGGAUUGAUUUGGCAAACUUAAAAAUUGAUUUGUUAAAGAUAUUUGGAAAUUGUUUGAUGAGUGCUUCAUUUUUAGCAUAUACGGCUCCUUUUUCUUACGAAUUUCGAAUUGAAAUGUUGUUUAAUGAUUGGUAUGAAAAAAUAUUAGGUAGUGGAAUUCCUAUAAGUCAGCCAUUUAAACUCGAGAUUGAAUUAUCUGAUGAAGUCACUAUAGCUAAAUGGAAUUCUGAAGGUUUGCCUCCUGACGAUCUUUCAAUACAAAAUGGUAUACUAACUGAAAGAUCUAGUAGAUAUACACUUUGCAUUGAUCCACAACAACAAGCACUAAAUUGGAUUAAAAAAAAAGAAGAAGUCAAUAAUUUGAAAACACUUUCAUUUAGUGAUUCAGAUUAUUUAAAAUUUCUCGAAAGUGCAAUAAUUUACGGAUCUUCUGUACUUUUUCAAGAUGUAGACUACAUUGAUCCAAUAAUAGAAAACGUUCUUGAAAAAAAUAUUAAGUCUGUUGGUGGACGUAAGUUUGUUGUUUUAGGAGAUAAGGAAGUUGAUUUUGAUCCAAAGUUUUGUCUCUAUUUAACUACAAAAUUAGCAAAUCCAUCGUUUAAUCCUUCUGUGUACACAAAAUCAACUGUUAUCAACUGUUCUGUCACACAAAACGGACUUGAAGAUCAACUUCUAUGCGUUGUUGUUAAAAAUGAGAGACCAGAUUUGGAAGAGCAAAGAGAAUAUUUAAUUACUGAAACGAGUGCCAACAAGAAACUAUUAAAAACAUUAGAAGACUCCCUUCUUCGUGAAUUAGCGACCUCUUUGGAUAAUAUGUUGGACAAUGUAGAUCUGAUUGACACACUCGAAGAAACUAAAUCAAAAGCCAUUGAGGUUACGCAAAAGUUAGAAUUAGCAGAAAAAACUUCCGCUGAACUUGAUGUCCUUCGCAAUCAAUACCGGUUAGCAGCUAUUAGAGGGGCAAUAUUGUUUUUUGUCUUGGCAGAUAUGAGUUCUGUUAACGCAAUGUAUCAAUACUCUCUUAUUGCAUAUUUAAAAGUUUUUACAACUUCACUAAAAAAAUCCAUGCCUGAUAUGAUCUUGAAAAAACGGUUAAAAAACAUAAUCAAUACACUUACAGAAUAUUAUUAUGAGUAUGGUUGCACAGGUAUUUUUGAAAGACAUAAACUCCUCUUUUCCUUUCAAAUAACAUUAAAACUUGAAAUGAGUACUGGAAACAUAACAACACCAGAGCUUGACUUUUUUAUUAAAGGAAAUGUUGCUUUGGAAAAAUCUGAACUAGCGAAUCCUGCUAAAUGGCUUUCAGCACAAGGCUGGGAAGAUAUAGUUAAAUUAUCUAAAGAAUUCUCAGAUAUAUUUCCUGAUUUAGAUUCUCAUGUUAAAAACAAUACAAUUGACUGGAAAGCUUGGUGUGAUCAUGAUACUCCUGAAUCUGUUGACCCACCAGGAAGAUUUUCAAUUUUCUCCAAUCCGUUUCAUAAACUUAUGUUAUUGAGAUGUUUUCGAGUAGAUCGCGUAUAUCAAGCAAUUAGCAAUUACGUGACUUUAGUUAUGGGUGUAAAAUUUAUUACACCACCAUUUAUUAGCUAUGAUGCAAUAUAUGAGCAAUCAUCACCUACUACACCAGUUAUAUUUAUUUUAAGUCCUGGAUCAGACCCUACAGCUGAUUUAAUGAAAUUGGGUGAUAGAUGUGGAAUUCCAGCAAAUAUGUUUAAGUUUUUAUCAUUAGGACAGGGUCAGGAGCCUAUGGCAUUUUCACUGAUUCAUUCAUCAAUUGAACUUGGAUGUUGGCUUAUGCUACAAAAUUGUCAUUUACUUAUUUCAUUUUUGUAUGAUCUUGAAAAAUUUUUGGAUAGAGUAUCAAAAGUUCAUCCAGAUUUCCGUCUAUGGCUUGCUACUGAUGCUACUCCUUUAUUCCCUGUUGCUGUUUUACAAAGAUCUCUUAAAGUGGUGACUGAGCCACCUAAUGGAUUAAAAUUGAAUAUCAGAAAUACUUAUUUUAAAUUAAGGCAAGAAAAAUUAGAGGAAUGUUCACAUCCAGCGUAUACCACUCUUAUAUAUGUACUUGCGUUUUUCCACGCAGUUGUUCAAGAGAGGAGAAAAUAUGAUAAAAUUGGAUGGAAUAUAUCAUAUGAUUUCAGUGAACCAGAUUUCACAGUAUGCGUUCAAAUAUUAAAUGACUAUUUGAAUAAAACUCAAAAUGAAUAUCAAUGCCAUGUUCAAUUGCCAUGGGUAACAUUAAGGUAUCUUAUUGGAGAAGUAAUGUAUGGUGGCAGAGUAAUAGAUAACUUUGACCGAAGAAUAGUCAAUACAUUUAUGGAAGAAUAUUUUGGAGAUUUUUUGUUUGAUGAAUUUCAACCUUUUCAUUUUUACAAAGAUGAAAAUGUUGAUUAUUCAUUACCUAUUUCGGGAUCAAAAGAAGAUUAUUUAAAUGCUAUUGAUGAACUUCCAUUGACUAAUGUACCUGGGGUAUUUGGGUUACAUCCAAACGCAGAAAUGGGUUACUUUACAAGAGCUUCUAGAGAUAUUUGGAGUAAUUUACUAGAACUCCAGCCACAAACUGGUUCUUCUGGUGUCAGAAUAAGUCGUGAAGAAUUAAUAGAUUCAGUCGCUAAAGAUAUUCAAAAAAAUGUACCUCCUUUGUUUAUUAUUAGUAAAGUCAAAAAAAUAUUUGAAAAAAAAAUUAUUCCCAGUAUUAUAGUAUUAUUACAAGAGUUAGAAAGGUUUAAUUUCCUUAUCGAUAAGAUGCAUGUUACGCUAUCAAUGCUUCGGAAGGCUUUAUUGGGAGAAAUUGGUAUGGAUAAUGAACUCGAAAGCAUAUCAAAUGCUUUGUAUAAUGGCCAAAUUCCUCCAGGAUGGUUAAAAUUAGCUCCACAGACUUGUAAAAAUCUUGGAGGAUGGAUAGAUCACUUUAUACGGCGAACUCAGCAGUAUGAAAAUUGGUGCAUUGCGGGGGAUCCUGUCGUUAUAUGGUUAUCAGGUCUCCAUAUACCAGAGUCCUAUUUGACAGCUAUAGUUCAAAUAGCUUGCAGAAAGAAAGGGUGGGCAUUGGAUCAAUCUACUUUAUAUACAGCAGUAACUGAAUAUACAAAAGAAGACGAUAUCAUUAAUAUACCUGAAACGGGUUGUUAUGUAACAGGAAUUUAUUUAGAAGGAGCACGUUGGAAUUUAAAAGAACAAUGUUUAGCUAGAUCAGAACCUAAAGUUUUAAUAGAAAAUCUUCCCAUUCUUUCUGUUAUACCUAUAGAAACUCAUAGGCUAAAGUUACUUAACACAAUUCGUACUCCAGUAUAUACUACAACCCAAAGGAGAAAUGCAAUGGGUGUUGGCUUAGUCUUUGAAGCUGAUUUAAAAACUCGACAUCAUAGUAGUUUAUGGAUACUACAAGGAGUUUGUUUAAUAUUAAAUACCGAUUAAAAAUGAAAGUACAAAAUUGUUUAUUAUGCCUUGCCUUGUUUGUUAGAGGAUAAAUAAAUUACUCUAAAUUUUUUUUUAUUAUUAUAGAA